Engraulis encrasicolus (European anchovy) is the source of this 1722-nucleotide messenger RNA. Its product is annotated as synembryn-A. Gene Ontology annotation, cellular component: cytoplasm; plasma membrane. The record is from RefSeq and is a predicted model, not a curated record. Gene Ontology annotation, biological process: G protein-coupled receptor signaling pathway. Bases 1 to 1659 code for a protein of 552 amino acids. Lineage: Eukaryota; Metazoa; Chordata; Actinopteri; Clupeiformes; Engraulidae. The transcript is spliced from 13 exons. Gene Ontology annotation, molecular function: G-protein alpha-subunit binding; guanyl-nucleotide exchange factor activity.
AUGGAUGUGGAGGAUAUUAUCCGCUGCAUCAAAGAGGGGGACGAGGAUGGCAUUCGAGUACAGCUGCUACACUUCAACAGAGAGUUUGCACAGUGCUUCUUCUAUGAUACGGAGGAGCAGGAGAGAAGAAGGCACCUGACGGCGGUGCUGAGCCAUUACAUCCGCUCCGAGCCCCCCGGCCGGAUCCUGCGAGCAUGCCUGCUCGCGCUACGGAUCCUCUCCAGAGACAAAAAGAUCCUGGGACCCCUGGUGACCGACGACUCGCUGCUCACGCUGGCUAAGCUCGGGGGGGUCAGCAGUGGGGAGGAAGAGGAGGAGGAGGAAGAGGACGGGGUCGCAGAGGACAUGCAGAGGAAGGAGGCCAUGAAGGUGCUGUGUAAUGUGGUCUACAACAGCGUCUGGGCACAGGAGAGAGCCAGCGAGCUCAGGCUCCUGUCAGGUGUGACAGAUGCGUUGGGGAUGGAGGCCAAGUCACUGUCGCCCCACUGUGGCCAGUUCUAUGAACUGCGCCUCAUGUUCCUCCUGACGGCUUUGAGGGCGGAACUCAGAAUUCAGCUGAAACAGGAGGGAGGACUGCCCCUGCUGAUAAACCUACUGGAGCAGUGUCUGGGCGUGCAGUGGGUUGAUGAGCAGCACGUCCUGCGGGACCCUACGGCGCCCCCUGUGCCCAUGGAGGCCACACAGCGAGCCAUGGAGACGCUGAAGAUCCUCUUCAACAUCACCUACAGUGCCCACACCCAGAUACCCAGCGAGGACGACAUGGUGCUGUAUCGGCAACUGGCGGCCAUGUUGGGCCACUGUCUCAUGAUGGACUGCGAGGGAGGAGAGAAGGAGACAGAUGAUCUCAAAGGACACACCAUUAAUCUGUUGUCUGCGUUGCCCCUCGGCUGUCUGGAGGUCCUGGUCUCUGCUCCUCUCACGCCAGACUCUGUGGAGUGGGAAGGUGUCAACAUGGACUAUGUCCACGCACUGCUGUGCUACAUGGAGCGCAAACUGGAGAAGGGCCUCAAGAUGAAGGAGAAGUUGACUCCAGCCCUCAACUUCCUGACUGAGUGCAGCAGAGCUCACAGGCAGACACGUCGCUACCUUAGACAGCAGGUGCUGCCAGCCCUGAAGGACGUGAGUCUGCGCCCGGAGCAUGGAGACACCCUGAAGAGUCGCCUGGUUCGCCUCAUGACACACGUGGACACUGAACUCAAGCACUGCGCCGCCGACUUCCUGUUUGUCCUCUGCAAAGAGAACGUGGGUCGCUUCGUGAAGUACACGGGCUACGGCAACGCGGCUGGUCUCCUAGCGACGCGGGGGCUGCUGGGUGGCCAGUCCAUGAUGUGUUGCGCAGCGUCCGCCCACUACUCCGACGACUCCGACUCGGACACAGAGGAGUACCGGCGGGCCAGGGGGCGCGUCAACCUGGUGACGGGCCGCGUGGAGGAGGAGCAGCCCGACCCCAUGGCCGGCAUGACGGAGGAGGAGAAGGAGGUGGAGGCCCGGCGCCUGGUGUCUCUGUUCAGCAGACUGUCACGAGAGAAUGUGAUCCAGCCGAUGGGCCUGAAUGCACAGGGCCACCUGACGCCCAUGGGUGCCCUCAUGAGCGAUCCAAUGGCAGAGGAGAACGAGGAGAAUGGGGCUGGAGGAGACGACCUGGAGGAGGUGGAGUAGAGAGAGAGGAGGAAGAGGAGAGGAGAAGAGAGAGAGGAGGAGGUGGAGAGGAGUAGCGAGAGA